Funneliformis caledonium is the source of this 130-nucleotide messenger RNA. The record is from the annotation of a GenBank genome assembly. NCBI's taxonomy places the organism in Eukaryota, Fungi, Glomeromycota, Glomeromycetes, Glomerales, Glomeraceae.
UGAGACAGGUUCUUCUUCAAAGGUCAAGACAUUUUCAAGAGUCUAUCCAAUCUCUAUACCCGAAUGGUUGAGUUCUGAAACUGAGCAAUCAGUUCCCCCUUAUAGCAUAUCUAAGGAAUCAUCUUCAAGC